UGACCCGCCGCCCCACCGACUUGACUCCAGCCUCAUCAGCCUCGUGAAAACAUAACAAACACUCUCCUCCCUGCCUUGACGUGGUUGCAUGAGAACAGAGUUGGAGCAUCUGCUGUUACGACAGCCACCUGGGGCACCAGCUGCCACAAUGUCGAUCUGCCAAAAGCGGCGGCAACAACCGAAUUUGCCAGCGCAUAUAUUCAGCCACCAUAUCACAAAUAACCCCGAAAACGCCUAGAGCCAAAGUCGAGUCGCUACGCGCCCGAACAAGAUUGGAUUUCCGCAUCUUGGCUGAUCAUAUGUAGUGUAGUCCCUUUGGUCGAGGGGCGCCACCAGGGACGCUACUCAUCAAGACAGUCGGCGCUACAAAUACUCCCUCCGCCCCUGUCAACAUGGAGAUCAGUGAACUUUUUCUCACACCGCAAUCACCAUGGCGGAAAAGACGAAUGGCGCCAAAGAGCCUCACCCAGCGGUGAGGAGGCAAACCACCGAUAGAGACCUGGACGACUAUUUCAUUGGGCCACGCGACCUCGAUCACCACUCCAAAUGGCCAAUGUUUCUACGGCUACAUGGCAGCAUCACUCCGGAGAUGAUUCUACCGCUUCUCUUUGUCGGCGGCUGGUCAGCUAUGAUCACAUGUAUCUCGAAAUUCGUCCAUGACCUCGGAAUCAACCAACUCCUCCUCACCGUCCUUGGUUUCGUCGUCGGUCUCGCCCUCAGCUUCCGUAGCUCCACGGCGUACGAGCGCUACAACGAAGGCCGCAAGUACUGGGCCCAGCUCACUUUCGUCUCCCAGAACCUUGCGCGCCUUAUCUGGAUCCACGCCGACGAGCGACACGACAAAGAUGCCGCGCUCGGCAAGAAUGACCUGCUGGGCAAGAUCAGCUGCCUGAAUUUGAUCGCCGCCUACGCCGUAGCGCUGAAGCACAAGCUGCGUUUCGAGCCGGGCCUGCACUACGACGACUUGCAGCAUCUAGUCGGGCACCUGGAUACCUAUGCAAAGGCGGCCGAGCCUCCGGCACCGAAGAAGAAGAGCGUGUUCAAGACCGCCGGAGAGUUCCUCGGCGUCCCCAUGGCUGAGAGCAAUCCGCGAAAGCUGAUCAAGAGGGCGCGCGUGCCCCCUGGCAACCUGCCGCUGGAGAUCCUCUCGCACUUGUCGGCAUACAUGAAAACCAUCUACGACAACGGCACCUUCAAAGUCAGCAUCUACCAAACACAGUCCCUCAACGCGCUUACCACGAUGAACGACGUCCUCACAGGCACGGAGCGCAUCCUCAACACCCCGCUGCCCGUCGCCUACUCCAUCGCCAUCAGCCAGAUCACCUGGGUGUACAUCCUCCUGCUGCCCUUCCAGCUCUACAAAUCCCUCGGCUGGGUGACCAUACCCGCCAGCGUCUUCGCCGCCUACAUCAUCCUGGGCAUCGCGCUGAUUGGCCGCGAGAUCGAGAACCCCUUUGGAGACGACGUCAACGACCUCCCACUCGAUGCUUUCUGCGAGCAGAUUCGAAAGGAUAUCGAUAUCAUCAUGUCGCGCGUCGCGCCGUCGAGCGACGACUUUGUUGUCCACGAGGACAAUUUCCCGCUGUAUCCCCUGUCUCACCUGGGGAGCAAGGCUUGGGCCGACAAAAGUGUGGAUGAAAUUCGUGAUGCUUUAUCCGCGAAGCCCGGUUUGCAUUACCCGCUGGUUGAACAUGGGGAACACCCAAAGGCUCAGCAUAGGAACGGAAAUCAGCGUAGGACUGACGCCGCCGAGGACGACGCUGAGAGGGGGCAAGCGGAGCCUAGCCAGGCUGCUGGCGCCGAUGGUGGUGGCGACUAGAUAAGUGGAAAAGGGACUCUUUCACAUGACUGUCGUGCCGUGCGAGGUUUAGUAUUGACUGGGUACUUAAUGACUGUUCAGCAAGCAGUACUAUAGAGUAAUUGUAUAUCGUAAUCGAC
Messenger RNA from Westerdykella ornata, 1938 nucleotides. Its product is annotated as UPF0187-domain-containing protein. The transcript has 3 exons. Gene Ontology annotation, molecular function: chloride channel activity. Lineage: Eukaryota; Fungi; Ascomycota; Dothideomycetes; Pleosporales; Sporormiaceae. The record is from RefSeq and is a predicted model, not a curated record. The coding region runs from base 431 to 1819 and encodes 462 amino acids.